AUGACAGAAGCAAAGAUUACCAGAGGACACUCUUGCGUUCCCUGCCAGCACCGAAAGAUUAAGUGCAAUGGCCAAACUCCAUGCGCAUACUGUAUCAGAACAGGCAAAGAUUGUGUACGCAUGCGAUUGUCGCCACCUCACACACGCAAUGCUCGUUUGAAUCAUCGACGUCUUGCAGCUGCGCAGACAGGCAGUCCCGGUGGCGAUGGACAGGUCAUUGUCAGUGGAGACCAGCGUCGCUAUGUCGAAGACAAUAAAUUAUGGAAGUCUUUAGGUGAUGAGAUGCAAGGCAGAGAUGCUAGCCCAGAUCCAGAGCGUCCAUCUCUGCGGACAAGAACUGAUACGCCGUCAACCGAAGUAAACCUCAUCUUUGGCCAUCAAAAGUCCCCGUCUGGUUCAGUCGAGUAUCCUUCAGCUGUGCACUCAUUUCAGCUGUGGCAAGUAUUUAUCAGCAACGUUCAUCCUCUCACCAAAAUUCUCCAUGGACCAACAGUUCAAAAGGACAUCCUUGAAACCUUUUCUGAGCCAACUUCAACGCCCAGCCCCACAGAGGCUCUAUUGUUUUCCAUUUAUCUUGUCGCUGUUGUCUCUUUGACAGAUACCGAAUGCCGCAACAGGUUUGGGGAGCCUAGAAAGGACUUGCUGGCUCGAUACUGUGACGCGACCGAAGUAGCCUUGAGCAAAGCUGAUUUUCUGAGGUCUACGGAUCUAAGGGUGCUCCAAGCCUUCACUCUCUACCUGCUUUCCUUGCGUCAUAUCUGUGACCAUGAUAUUCUAUGGCUUCUGACAGGUCUCGCAACACGAAUGGGCCAGAGAAUGGGCCUCCAUCGUGAAAGCUCACUCAAAGACCUACCCCCAUUUGAAGCUGAGUUGCGACGCCGGGUUUGGUGGCAGAUUGUCAUACUAGAUGGUCGAGCUUCACAGUUGACGGGUGCAUCCAUGAAUCCCAACAUGCAACUCUAUGGAGACACUCGACAACCAAUUAACCUGAGCGACGCUGACCUUGUGCCAUCAGCAAGCACAAUACCACAGCCAUCACCCAUCACCACGGAUAUGCUGUUUUGUAAAGUCCGCAUUGAAAUCGGUGUGUGGAUGAUUCAACAAAAGUGUCUACUCAUCUCCGAUUCUGAAUCGUCGGUCGCGGGUAAAGCAAAGUUUUUCAAAGCUAUCGACGAGCUUGAGCGUCAUAUUGAGGACAAGUAUCUUGUCAAUAUGGACAAAGAACUUCCACUCAACCUUUUGACGGCAUAUCUCGCGCGGUCUGCUAUCUGUCAGCUGCGGCUCUCAGCUUAUCAUCCUAUUCAUCGUCCCGAGAGGACCUCUGAUUUGAAUGCUGAACAAAUUGAUAUGCUGCUCGAAAACAGCCUGGAAGUGAUACGAUAUGAUAUCUUAUCGCAUUCAACCCCAGCACUGCAAUGCUAUUUGUGGCACAUCGCCAAUUUCUUUCCAUUCGAGACGUUUGUCCUUCUGAUUAGCACUUUGUCUGGUCGCCCGGCAGGUCAGGUUGUUGACACGGCGUGGGAGGUGAUCGAUCAAGUGUAUGAGCAUCACCCAUCAUUCAUUUCAGAUACUGGUGACCCUCUAUAUUGGGCGUUGGGUAACAUUACCCUCAAGGCAUGGGAUCAGAGAGUUACGAGCGCCAGGACGAGGGGAUUACCAGUUUCUCGUGAUCUACCCUGCAUAACCAACCUUGUCCAUGCGCGAGCGACACUGGCCAGGGCGUCAUCACAACAACCCUCCACGACCACAGACAUAUCUGGACCAUUUACGCCUCAGAGCUUACUCCAGGCACAAGAAACGCCAGAUGGAUAUCUUGGUGGUUCAGGUACGAUGAAUGAGCUCGUCUCGCAAGCGGACUUGGGCAUGGCGACUGGGGACGAUAUUCUGGGCAUGAUGAAGGGUGUUGAUGUUGACUGGGAUUUUUGGCAGCAGUUAUUGGAUGGGAAUGGACAUGAUGCAAGGGCGAGAGAUGAUCAGGAGACGUUUUACUUUUCGUCGUUUAUAAAUAAGGUCUAA
Molecule: messenger RNA, 2016 nt
Organism: Fusarium poae
Lineage: Eukaryota; Fungi; Ascomycota; Sordariomycetes; Hypocreales; Nectriaceae
Gene: AURR2
Product: Aurofusarin cluster transcription factor aurR2
Exons: 4
Coding region: 1-2016 (671 amino acids)
Biological process (GO): regulation of DNA-templated transcription; DNA-templated transcription
Molecular function (GO): zinc ion binding; DNA binding; DNA-binding transcription factor activity, RNA polymerase II-specific
Source: RefSeq, a predicted model, not a curated record